AGAGUGCGCGUGCUCACUGCAGCGACCGCACAGUUUCGCUCCGCCCUAAGUCUAGCGGCGCCGGCUAUCGUGACAAGAGGAAAGCGUUAGGGUUCACCGGCCCAGGAAGGCGCUUCGCUCAUCGUGGAGUGCUCUGAGUCUAACUUACACCUCACGCUUAGUAUGUCUGGCGGUUAUUUAAGGACGGGCCAUCUCCUUCCCGUCUGACUCUGUUCAACCGCGCAGACCCAUAAAUUAGGGCCGCGCAACCAGCCCAACAACGCGCAGGCGCAGUAACCGGGUUGGGACUUCCGAGAUCGCUCUCUGAGACUUUUGUGGCGCUGGCUGCGGCUUCGGGGAGGACGGCGGCCGAGAGGCAGGGCGCGUGUUGGUUCGCGCGGAUCCGUGCGGCGGGAUGCGGUACAACGAGAAAGAGUUGCAGGCGCUGUCCCGACAGCCGGCAGAGAUGGCGGCCGAGCUGGGCAUGCGGGGCCCCAAGAAGGGCAGCGUGGCCAAGCGGCGACUGGUGAAGCUGGUGGUCAACUUCCUCUUUUACUUCCGCCCGGACGAGGCCGAGCCCCUCGGAGCCCUGUUGCUGGAGCGCUGCAGAGUGGCCCAGGAAGAACCGGGCGGCUUCUCCAUCAGCUUCGUCGAAGACCUCAGCAGGAAAUAUCACUUUGAAUGCUGUAGCCAAGAGCAGUGUCAGGACUGGAUGGAAGCUCUGCAGCGGGCCAGCUACGAAUACAUGCGACAGAGCCUCAUCUUCUACAGGAAUGAGAUCAGGAAGAUGACUGGCAAGGUAUGUGGGGCGGUCAGGGAUGGGACAGCUUUCCCUGGCCUUGCUCACAGCCACCGUGCCCUCCACAGGACCCCCUGGAGCAGUUUGGCAUCUCCGAGGAGGCCAGGUUCCAGCUGAAUAGCCUGCCUAAGGAUGGGCGGACUACUUGUAUUGGCUCCCAGUUAAAUGUGUUGGACUGACCCUCUCUGGGCCCCUGGCUACCCUGGGAAGUUUUUUUUUUUUUAAUAUAGGUUUUAAUACAUCUGUUCAAAAGGUCCAGAGGAGGUGGGCAGGGUCUGUGGUCCUCGUUCUCCAUGCCAUCUCCCUGCCAGCACCCCUUGAGUGUCCACAUCCAGGGACCGAGCCUGGCACAGCUCCCCUAUCCAUUGCCAGAUGAAUGUAUAAUGCUAGAUGAAGCUGUGAACCCCCCCCCCCCCUCCUGCUGAUAGAGCAGGGCAUGGGUGCUGGCCUCAGUGCUCAGCCUGCUCUUUAAUAAAGGUACCUCUUUUCUGA
Messenger RNA from Mus musculus (house mouse), 1270 nucleotides. It is a transcript of the gene Plekhj1, whose product is annotated as pleckstrin homology domain containing, family J member 1. The coding region runs from base 395 to 895 and encodes 166 amino acids. NCBI's taxonomy places the organism in Eukaryota, Metazoa, Chordata, Mammalia, Rodentia, Muridae. The transcript has 5 exons. Gene Ontology annotation, biological process: intermembrane lipid transfer. The record is from RefSeq and is a predicted model, not a curated record.